CCCACUCUGCUCUCUAUAAAGGUAGACAAAAUAGCCAGCAAAGUACAGAGGCUGAGAUCAACACAGAAACCUCCAACUCUCUCUUUUCACCAUGCAGAUCUCCACAGUGCUUCUGUGCCUGCUGCUCAUGACCACUGCCUUCACCUCCGAGGUGCUGGCUCACCCAGGCUCUAUCCCAGCUUCCUGCUGUUUCAUCAUGACCAGUAAGAAGAUCCCCAAAUCACUACUGAAGAGCUACAGGAGAAUCACCAACAGCAGGUGCACCCUGAAAGCUGUAGUCUUCAUGACCAAGUUGGGCAAAGAGAUCUGUGCUGACCCCAAUCGAAAGUGGGUCAAGGAUGCCACAAAACACCUGGACCGAAAAUUCACAGCUCCCAAACUGUUACAAGAACCUCGCCUUUUGAGACUAAACCAGAGCCUUUCAUAGGUUCCUUCUUUUCCUAAGAUGUGCUCUGAGGUAAUCUGUGCACCAUUCCCAAGGACUUGGCUUCAUGUGGUUAUAGAGGGAACUGGAACUCAUUAUGUUUGGUGAAAUAGGCCAGACUCGAACGAUUGUGUAAUUUCUUGCAUAUGCAGAAUCUGAAGAUAAGAGCAUGAAAUUGGAUGUGGGAUUAGUGAGGAAUAAGAUGGAAAGGGGUGGAGAGGGCAGUUGAGGAUAAAAGGGGUAAAUAUGAUCAAAGUACCUUAUGGAUAUAUUUGGAAAUGUCAUAAUAUGAUCCACUGUUUUGCACAAUUAAUAUACACUAUUAAAAUGUUAAUAUUUUAAAACAUUUAAAUAAUUAAAGUUUAAAGCACAUUUUUCAUGAA
Psammomys obesus (fat sand rat) is the source of this 807-nucleotide messenger RNA. Its product is annotated as eotaxin-like. NCBI's taxonomy places the organism in Eukaryota, Metazoa, Chordata, Mammalia, Rodentia, Muridae. Gene Ontology annotation, biological process: neutrophil chemotaxis; positive regulation of GTPase activity; monocyte chemotaxis. Gene Ontology annotation, molecular function: chemokine activity; CCR chemokine receptor binding. Gene Ontology annotation, cellular component: extracellular region. The transcript is spliced from 3 exons. The record is from RefSeq and is a predicted model, not a curated record. Bases 92 to 427 code for a protein of 111 amino acids.